AUGGUGAUUUGGAUAAGUCACUUAAAAGCAAGUUGUCCUAAAUUGCCCAUCCGUCGAUCCCAGAGACUGAGUCGUCCUAAAUCACCCAAUCCGUCGAUCCCAGAGACUGAGCAUCUCCCUAAGGCAAGAGUCAACGUUGUCACUGCUGUCGAUGUCGAUAACUUCUGGUUGUUCGAAUCCUAUCCGAGAACAGGACCCCUCUUUCGAAAAAUCAACCCUCAAUGGAUACACAAAGUCGAAGAGAAUCGAGUGCACUUAUCUAGCGGCAAGAGUGAUUCUGGGUUGGCUUCUUCUCAAGGGGAAGAUUAUACCUUUGUCUCUGAACUAGCGCACGUCAGCCGUAUCUGCCGUCGUUUCCCCAAAGAAGAAUCACGACAUCUGUCCGCUUGGGGCUCGUUGUUUGUCAACAUCUCGCUCAUCCCCAAGGAACGUAUGGAUGUCUUUGCGAGUGAUGUCUCGCUCGCUGACGUCUGCGUCGUUGGAAAGGCUUGGAGGGAUGGCCCUACUUAUCGGUGUUUCUUGGGGUUGCAUGCGCUGUAUAGAUCACCAUCGGCGACGCCAUCUUUCAGCGCUGAGUUAGACGUGACCGGUCAAGGUGAGGGUGAGGGCGUGCCCUCGUCGUCGAAACGUUCCAGAUCCCAAUUCGAAGCUUCACUCAAAUUGGCAGGUCUCAAACGACCUGAUUGGUCUUGGAAAAUCUACGGACCUGCGGUGAAUCCUCAACUCGCCGACGGGCAACGGCAGCAAGACGUCACCGAAGCACUCACAUCUCAAGAUGUUACAACACGUUUUAGCUUCAAGUCGUUGUUCCGUCUGGCGCCCAAACCUCUCCGACCAACCUCUCCGACCAGCUCUGCGGAACCUUCUUUCGCAACAGUCCCUGCACACCAGGUCAUCACAUCUGCCACCACACUCGCUCCGGAGAUCACUCCCACGGCUAUCAGCUCUGCGGUUCAGACCACGGCCCAAGUCAUCUCACCCUCACCGACCUGCCUCGUCGCGGCCGUGGGUGAAAUCAAACCUCUCGACAUAUGCCUCGGUGAUCUCUUACCUACGCUCAUCCCUCGUCCUGAUUCCAAUCCCGAUACCCAUAUCACCACACCUCUAGCCCUCGACGAAACCACCUUUCGCACAAGGAUGAUUCAUCCCAACACGACCUCCAUCGUUCAGAGGCAAGACAUGUCACCUUCCCCGGCCCCACACGGCAAGAUUCUUCUCCGCCAUGACAAGCAGACCAAGCAGAACAUUCAGCAAUUGCGCGAUAUGUUGGGGAAAGGGUGGGGACAGUGUUUCAUGUACCUUGUCCAGUGCGGAGAAAUCAUAGGACGUAUACGGUCUGAUAAGCCCUUGGAACCUUUGGUCCAUCCGACGUCUAUCUCUCUGCCCGCCCCUGCGUUCGGAGCAAAGGGGGACUCUCCCGCCAGAAUCUGGACCGAUCUCAUGAACUCGUUAGCUUUCGUACCUGUCCAAGCGACCUCUGAUAGGGAAAUGAUGAGAGCUGUUGUCGAAGCACGGAACGAGUUGAACAGAGUUUGGAAGUGCGUUUAUCCUGGUACACCGAUAACCCCUUCGACAGACGCAACGACUCUAGACUUUGUAUCGGCAAUGCCUGGAGAGGCCGAGUGGCAGGAGGGAGAGGAGGCAUUAGUGGAUGAACAGGAUCGUAACAAGAAAAAGAAGAAAAAGAAGAUGGAUAGGUCAAACGAUGCGACAGGGAGGUAUGAUCGGGAUGAUCACGGCGAUGGUGGACCAGGUGGUGGUGUGGACGCAGCUGUGAAGGACGCGAAUCCAGAUGGCGGACGGGGUGGUGCUCGUCUCCAAGACGACUUUGGUGAAAGAGAUGAGUCUGGUGAUCACAAAGAAUCUCACCACGGCGGCGGUACUAGUGAUAAAGCUGGGGAUACCGACGUGUACCACACAUCAAAGGGUUCCAUCGUCAGCGACGGUGGUCAACCAGGGUCAUUUGUGUUGCACAAAGCUGGGCAAAGUUUAAAGAGCAAUACAGAUACCCAUGACGUCAACACAACACGCUCAAUGAAUCAUUACCACCUCCCUCCUCCUUUGCUAUCAUCAUCCAUUCCCACUGUAUCCAGUUGGUCAAUCCCCACACCUGACGCUCCUGGUACUCCUCACUCCUCCAGAUCACCUCGCACAAGCAUGGUUGCAUCUUCUCCCUCACGAGGACAAGGUCAACGUGAGACGGGUAGCGCGCAUGAGGUAUUCGGCAAGCAAAUGACAUUUUCAGAGCAGGAAUGCGACCAAUCUCUACGGCUGAGCGGCCCAUCACAAUCAUCGUUCGAAGUGGAACAUGAUGCAGUGGGUUUUCGUGAGAACGAGAACGGACAAGAGGUUUUUCAUCGUCAUUUGAAACUCGAAAAAAAGCUUCUCGGGACUCAAGGAACUUUUAAACAACCUUGGACCGAUUCGCUCGUACACGGACUCGAUGUGAUCAAUCAACAAGUGAACGGAGUCAGAAACAACACUACCGGUGACCUUGACACCAACGUCGAGCAACGUCAUGUGACCGACGCGGAAAUGAGUGACACUCAAGACAGUGCAGAUUCGGAUACUGAAGAAUACGAUGACGAGCCUUUGAGUGACAUGAUGAUAGCCACGCUUAAAGCAAUGAAUUGGUCGGUCGUGCCUCUGAGUAAGGAAGAUAUGGACAAGUUGAUAGAUCAAGGUGUCGGGGAAACGAGGUGA
Messenger RNA from Tremella mesenterica DSM 1558, 2703 nucleotides. RefSeq lists its product as uncharacterized. The transcript is spliced from 8 exons. Bases 1 to 2703 code for a protein of 900 amino acids. The record is from RefSeq and is a predicted model, not a curated record. Lineage: Eukaryota; Fungi; Basidiomycota; Tremellomycetes; Tremellales; Tremellaceae.